Habropoda laboriosa is the source of this 5235-nucleotide messenger RNA. It is a transcript of the gene yl, whose product is annotated as vitellogenin receptor. Lineage: Eukaryota; Metazoa; Arthropoda; Insecta; Hymenoptera; Apidae. Gene Ontology annotation, molecular function: calcium ion binding; protein binding. The record is from RefSeq and is a predicted model, not a curated record.
AUGUAUCGUAAAUUGUUCGUGGUACUUGUUCUGAGCACCAUCUAUACACACAUCGAUACCUCGAUUAUACGCUGCGAUGCCCCGGAAUGGUUCUCAUGCGACAAUAAAAAAUGCAUUUCAUCCGUGUUCAGAUGCGAUGGAGAGAACGACUGCGGCGAUGAUUCCGACGAAAUACAUUGUCAAGGCAUCCAAAUUGCUCCAGAAACGAUUCGGUGCGCCACAGACGAGUUCCAAUGUUUCGAUCGUUCUUGCAUACCAAUUGAAAAGUUCUGCGACGCCAGACCCGAUUGCCCCGAUGAAUCUGACGAGUACGAUAAUUGCGUUAAAGAUUUAAAAUGCGAUACUUUCCGAUGCAACGACGGUCAUUGCAUAAGAAACGAAUGGGUUUGCGACGGUGUCGCAGAUUGUCCUGAUAAAAGCGACGAAGGAAAAUGCGACAAUCAAACGAUACCGAUCGACCAGUGUACAAAUAAUUACGAUCGAUACUUGUGCAAAAAUCAACGAUGCAUCAGUUUGGACCUAACUUGCAAUGGAAAAGACGACUGCGGUGAUCAUUCGGACGAGAAUGUUGAUCAGUGUAAAAAGGCUGUUGAAACGUGCAAACAGACAGCAAAAUGCGAGCAUCACUGUAGGAAAACACCGGAAGGCGCUCAGUGUUCUUGUCGAUCUGGUUACAAGUUGAUGGACAAUCGUACUUGCGCGGAUGUGAAUGAGUGCGAGGAAUACGGAAGAUGCGAUCAACGAUGCGUGAAUACCCUAGGAUCUUACAUAUGCUUGUGUCAAUCUGGUUACUUAUUGAACGACGAUAAGAAAACUUGCAAAGCAGAGGGUGGCGAAGCUUUGAUGGUGUUUUCAAUUAAAUCAGAGAUCCACGGCUACUAUCUCGAUUCUCAAGUGUAUUAUCCGGUAACACGAAACUUGCAACACGCCGUGGCUGUUUCGUUGGAUGCGAAUUAUGUGUAUUGGUCCGACAUCGAGAACGGAGAUGAAGCGAUAUUCAGAAGUUUGGAGGAUGGCUCGGAGCGAGAAGUCAUUGUUACAACUGGUUUAAGCAGUCCUGACGACAUAGCAGUGGAUUGGGUAACAGGAAAUAUAUAUUUCACAGACAGUGGUUACAUGCACGUUGGAGUUUGUAACAACGAUGGUUCUUAUUGUACCAUUAUAAUCAAAGAACGAAACGAUAAGCCAAGAGGUCUUGCCUUGUUACCAUCCAGUGGCCUAAUGUACUGGACCGAAUGGGGCAUGAAUUCCUGCAUAUUAAUGGCGGGAAUGGAUGGAAAGAACAGCACCGUGUUAAUCGAGAAAGACUUAGAAUGGCCAAACAGUUUAUCCAUUGAUUACGCGAACAAUCGAUUAUACUGGAUAGAUAGCAAGUUAAAAGUGAUUGAAUCGAUACGACUGGAUGGUACAGAUCGCAGGAUUGUAUUAAAAGGAGUAGCAAAGAAGCCAUUUUCAUUAGCGGUGUUCGAGAAUAAAUUGUACUGGAGCGAUUGGAUAUCCAAUACCAUACAAUCGUGCGAUAAAUUCACCGGGAAAAAUUGGGAAAUUCUAGUGAAUGCGAAUAGCACCAUUUACGGCAUACACAUCUAUCAUUCCAUUUUGAAACCGAAGUUGCCGAAUCCGUGCAAUUCGAACCCCUGCGACCAGCUUUGCCUAUUGAACUCGGAGAACAGCUAUACUUGUGCUUGCACGGUGGAUAAAGAAUUGAAUUCUGAUCAGCGCACGUGUCGUGCCAUGAAGAAGAAGGCGCAUUUGGUAAUCGCUGCGGGAAACACGUUCAUCGAUUACUAUCACGAGCUACUGGGAAAACCGAAAAUAACGUCCAGUGCCACGCUGAAACACGUCACCGCGGUUACUUAUGAUCCUUUUACCGGUGGUCUGCUGGCCAGCGAUCAGCUGACGGACAUGAUUUUCCAUUUCGACACGCAGACCGGGGAAGUGAAGACUAUGAUGCCCAUCGAGGAUAAACUAUUGGGCGGAAUGGACUUCGAUUACAUCGGGAACAAUCUCUAUUUGCUGGAUGUGAAGCACAAAACUAUCGAAGUUCAUAGUCUGAACACCAGCGAGAAGACGACCUUCUAUUUCCAAGAUGAGCCACACGGUAUCGCGCUCAUACCGGAAGAAAGCAUGAUGAUGGUCGUCUUCAAUGUAGAUGGAAAAUACCAAAUAGAUAUGAUGAAAAUGAACGGACUCGGUCAAAGAAUCACGAUCAAAAGCCAGUUAUACGGACCGAAGGUAUCCCUGUGCUAUGAUAGAGACCUGAAACGAUUAUUUUGGAGCGAUCAAGGCACCGGUCGUAUCGGAAGCACCACCGUUCCCGGAUUCGAGACGAACCUCUUCCGCACUGGAUUAUCGGAACCCGUGAGUCUCGCUGUUCUCGGUGACCAUGUGUUUUGGACUCAGUACAAAUCGAAUCAGCUAUACUGGACAAGCAAAAGCAGCACGCAGCAAUAUCAGAAGCGUAUCACGCUACGUACGCCUACAGAGUUGGAUAGAAUGCAGUUGAUAGGUUUGCACGGAACGUAUGUAAAUGAACACCAGUGUCGCAAAAACAAUGGGAACUGUUCCCACGUGUGCCUGUUAUCUAAUCCUCAUUCAUAUAUUUGCGCGUGUCCGCCUGAUAUGAUGCUAAACGGAGAUAAUCGAACGUGCAGCCCUCAAACCGCGUGCAAACCUGGCGAGGUAAAGUGCGGGGAACACGAUAUAUGCAUAAAAUCAUAUCAGAGAUGCGACGGCGUGCGAGACUGUCCAAACAGGGAGGACGAAUCAAGCGUAUGCGAGGAAAUGCACUGGUCGAAGUGCAAGCACGAGGACGAGUUCCAGUGUAAAAGCGGGGAAUGCAUAAACAACACGAAACGAUGCAAUUCCUACUACGAUUGUGCGGAUCAAUCGGAUGAGGAGGGCUGCGAUAAAAAGGAAUGCAACUCUAAUGAGUUUCAAUGUCACGAGGGGGCUUGCAUAUCGAAGUAUCUCGUGUGCAACGGGCUAAACGACUGUUCCGAUGCUACCGACGAAAUCAAUUGCAGCAAGCACACGUGCGACACCGAUAGCUUCGCGUGCGAAUCAGGCGCUUGUAUACUAAAAACGUGGAAAUGCGACGGCGAGGUUGAUUGCCCAGACGGUUCAGACGAGAGCGACGAGUGUCAAAGAGUCGGAUGUCCGUCUGAAAUGUACACUUGUUCGAAUGGUCGUUGCAUCGAUUCGAUGUUAAAGUGCAACGGGAUCGACGAGUGCGAGGAUAACAGCGAUGAAAAGUACUGCAGCGAUUUCGGUAACAAAAAUCCCGUGAAUUGCACCGUGGACGAAUAUAAAUGCUUCCAUACGGAAAUGUGUCUUCCUAAACGAGUCAGAUGUAAUGGCGUUCAAGAUUGUCCAAAGUACGAUGACGAGCGUAAUUGCGUUCGAUGUCUCCCGGAAGAGUACGUUUGCGACAAUCAGAAGUGCAUCGACAAAAGCUGGGUGUGCGACACAGUGAACGAUUGUGGCGAUGGAUCGGAUGAAAGAGAUUGUGACGGCGGUAAUUCGAGGACGAACGACGUCAGCGUGAUUUCUAAUUGCAAAGAAUUCAAAUGCUCGAACGGGGUGUGCCUCCCCUUUGACAAGGUGUGCGACGGGAAAGCGGACUGUUUGGAUCGAAGCGACGAAUUUGGAGAGUGUGCAAUCGCGUGUACAAAGAACAAUCCGUGCAGUAAUAUGUGCCAUAGGACACCCGUUGGUCCUGUUUGCAGUUGUAGAAGCGGAUAUAAGUUGAGCAGCGACUUGAAGUCUUGCGAAGAUAUCGACGAGUGCAAAGAAAACAGCUGUUCACAAAUCUGUCACAAUACCAAAGGAUCUUUCACUUGUUCGUGUAACGAGGGAUACAUUAUACGAGGCGAUAGAACUUCUUGCAAAGUGGCUGGACCACAAAUGGAAAUAAUUGCUGUCGCUCGUAAUGAUAUUAGGAAGUUAUCGCCAAACUUAAACUCGAUCGAAGUUAUUUACGAAGAAAUGAAUUCGGAAAUAAGUGGCAUAGACUUCGACGCGAGAGGAGAGACCAUUUACUGGAGUAAUGAUGUCUUAGGUAUGGUAAGCAAAAUACACAUAAAGAGCAAGGAACGAAAGACAGUUACCGGCCUUGGUAGACCGGAAGCUCUUGCCGUUGAUUGGAUUACCGACAACGUAUAUUUUAAUGAUAAUGACCAUUUCAGCACCAUUAAGGUAUGCAAUCUAGAACAACGGAAGUGUGCUAAAGUGGUUUCAAUCGGAUCGAAAAACAGAGCUACGGCCAUUGCUGUUGAUCCGAGACAGGGGUGGUUAUUUUGGAGUCAAACUACGUGGACCUUUUACGAUAAACCAACAACGGAAAUAUAUCGAUGCCACACAACCGGUACCAAUGCGACCGCAAUCUUAUAUCGAGAUAUUGGCGCUGUCUUCGCAAUGACCGUUGAUUACGCGAGAUCCAAACUAUACUGGUCAGACACCUUUCUCAAAUCUAUCGAAUCUUCGAAUUUAGACGGUUCUAAUCGUAAAUUAGUUUUAAACACGGAUAAUUAUCAAGCUCUGAGUAUUAGCGUAUACGAGGACUCUUUAUACUGGUUAAUGGCACCAACUGGCACGGUAAAAAAGUGUAAAUUAUAUGGUGACAAAUCGUGUACAACGAUUCCCAUUGGUAAUUCAAAUGUCGACAAGUAUUUUACCAUUUUACACACCAUCAGGCAACCUAUUGUGAAGAAUUCUUGCGAGAAGUAUACGUGCAGUUAUAUGUGCGUUCACGGAAAAGAUGGUCCCGCUUGUAUUUGUCAUAAUGGAUAUACAAAAGAUUCCAAUACUUGUAUGCAAGACACGAAUAACAAGAUUCAGUUCGAUUCCAGUAUAGCUAGUCGCAGGAACAAGGAUGUUCGUCAACAAAACGGAACAUUAUUUGGUAUAAUAACAAUGAUACUAAUUGGAUUGGCGUGCAUCGUACUUGGAUUGACGUAUUUUUAUUUUCGAAACAUCAAACCGAAUUGUUUAAAGAAGAAUAGCCUCAGUAUUCAUUUUCACAAUCCAUUGUCCGAACAUAAUGAAGAUACAUUCCUGCGGAAUUGCAUUUCCGGUUUACCAACUGGGGAACAUGAGUAUGUGAAUCCACUAACGGAUAUACAAAAGAACAGGAACCUAAAUAUAAUGGAGAAGAAUGAAAAUCUUAAUCUGGAUCGACCAGAUAACAAAUCUGAAGGUUCUACGUAUAAACAGAAUGUUCCUUUAAUACAGUGA